AUGUCAUCUUCACGACCUAAGUUAAUAUCACUAGAUGCAUUUGCUAAAACUGUUGAGGAUGCAAGAAUAAAAACAGCAUCGGGAGGAAUAAUAACAUUAAUAUGUAUAUUAGUUGCAUUGAUAUUAAUAAGAAAUGAAUAUAUUGAUUAUACAACAAUAAUAGCAAGACCUGAAUUAGUUGUAGAUAGAGAUAUAAAUAAACAAUUAGAUAUAAAUUUAGAUAUAAGUUUUUUAAAUCUACCUUGUGAUAUGAUAACAAUUGAUUUAUUUGAUGAAACAGGAGAUAUAAAAUUAGAUAUUAUAAAUUCUGGAUUAGAAAAAUAUAGAAUUAUAAAAACUAAUGGGAAACCAGAAGAAAUAUUAGAUGAUCAACCUGCAUUAAAAAGACAAUCACCAUUGAAUGAAAUUUGUGGAGGAAUUAAUGAAGGAGAAGAAGGUCAAAAAGAAUGUGGAUCAUGUUAUGGAGCAUUACCACAAGAUAAAAAUCAAUAUUGUUGUAAUUCAUGUUCUGCUGUACGUAGAGCUUAUGCAGAAGCAAAUUGGCAAUUUUUUGAUGGUGAAAAUAUAGAUCAAUGUGAAAAAGAAGGAUAUGUUAAAAGAUUAAAACAAAGAAUAAAUGAAAAUGAAGGUUGUAGAGUUAAAGGAAAUACCAAAAUAAAUAGAGUAGCAGGAACAUUGGAUUUUACUCCUGGUUUUUCAAUGACCAAAAAUGGAAAACAUGUUCAUGAUUUAUCAUUAUUUAUGAAAUAUGAAGAUAAAUUUAAUUUUGAUCAUAUAAUAAAUCAUUUAUCAUUUGGUAAUAAACCAAAUAGUGAAAAUGAUUAUGUUUCUUUAUCUACAUUAGAUGGUCAUUCAUUUUUAGAACAUAAAAAAUAUCAUAUGAAUAAUUAUUAUUUAAAAAUUGUUUCAACAAGAUUUGAAUCAUUAAAUAAUAAAGAAAAAUUUGAUACUAAUCAAUAUUCAGUUAUAACUCAUGAUAGACCAUUAAUAGGAGGAAAAGAUGAUGAUCAUCAACAUACGAUUCAUGCAAGAGGUGGAGUUCCAGGUGUUGCUUUUAAUUUUGAUAUUUCACCUUUAAAAAUUAUAAAUAGAGAACAAUAUGCUAAAACAAGAUCUGGAUUUAUAUUAGGAGUUGUAAGUUCAAUUGCUGGUGUUUUAAUGGUUGGUGCUUUAUUAGAUAAGAGUGUAUUUGCUGCUCAACAAGCUAUAAAUGGGAAAAAAGAUAUAUAA
Messenger RNA from Lodderomyces pseudojiufengensis, 1230 nucleotides. It is a transcript of the gene ERV46, whose product is annotated as Erv46p. Gene Ontology annotation, cellular component: COPII-coated ER to Golgi transport vesicle; endoplasmic reticulum membrane; Golgi membrane. Gene Ontology annotation, biological process: endoplasmic reticulum to Golgi vesicle-mediated transport; retrograde vesicle-mediated transport, Golgi to endoplasmic reticulum. Lineage: Eukaryota; Fungi; Ascomycota; Pichiomycetes; Serinales; Debaryomycetaceae. The transcript has a single exon. The record is from RefSeq and is a predicted model, not a curated record. Bases 1 to 1230 code for a protein of 409 amino acids.